Exserohilum turcica Et28A is the source of this 3037-nucleotide messenger RNA. RefSeq lists its product as uncharacterized. Gene Ontology annotation, biological process: box H/ACA snoRNP assembly; pseudouridine synthesis; ribosome biogenesis. The record is from RefSeq and is a predicted model, not a curated record. NCBI's taxonomy places the organism in Eukaryota, Fungi, Ascomycota, Dothideomycetes, Pleosporales, Pleosporaceae. Bases 82 to 2730 code for a protein of 882 amino acids. The transcript has a single exon. Gene Ontology annotation, cellular component: sno(s)RNA-containing ribonucleoprotein complex. Gene Ontology annotation, molecular function: RNA binding.
CAGUUGACAACGCAGUUGAUCUACCGCAGCCAUCACGCGCGCUUCAGAGAAGACUGCCGCGAGAGAGAGAGCCACGCGAACAUGUCCGACUCUCUGGAACCGCCGGCCAAAAGGGCGCGGUUGGAGGCGGACGCUCCCACACAGCAGUAUGGCGCAUCCUCCACCUCUGCAUCUGCGCUGGACGCGCCUGGCUCGCCUGUCGAUGACAUGGACGACGACUUCUACGACAACACGCCAGUCAAACCCUCUGCGCUGCCUGCUGCUGUGGACGGGACGACGUCGUCGACGUUUGCCGCGGCUGCACCCGCGCCCGCCUUUCACCUUCCAGGACUCGGCUGGUCGAGCGAGGCCGCGGCCCCACAGCCUCACCCGCAGGGCAGCGCGGCAGCCCCAGAUGAAGCACCUGAAGACGGCGAGUUCUCAGACGGCGAGGCCUUCUACGAUGAUGCAAACGCGAACGCGCAGGCCGGUAUCUCAGGCGAGCCGCCUGCAGCCAAUCAAGCGCAGGCGCAGCAUGAUGCUCCACCGCACGGCAGGCCUUCAUCGCCCUCGCCCGCUGACCUGCCCGCCGCACACUUGACGUCUACCCAAGAUGCUGCCGCUGCCGCAGACUCCCCGGCCGCCGACACCGACGGCGAGCUCGACGCGGCACUGACGGCGGCCAUUGACCAGCAAAACGAGAUUGAAGACGCAGCAGCAGCAGGCGCCGCCUUUGAUAGCAAGGCCGAGUUUGUGCGCAUGGCCGAGGCCAACAGGGGCGACAAGAAUGCCGAGUGGCAGCUGGACUCGGACGCCUCCGAUUCAGACUCGGACUCGUCCUCCGACUCGAGUUCUGACGACAGUUCCGACGAGGGCGAGCUGCUGGACCCCGAGGAGCAGGCCCGCCUGCUCAUGGCCGAGGCCGCAGACGAUGCAGGUGCCUCGGGCCCCGUCAAGGUCAAGACGCUGAAUGAAGUGGAGGAAAAGUACGAGAAGCCCGACAUCACCGUCACCGAGGACACCAAGAUUACAGAACUCGGCAAAGUCGAAUCCAUUGUCGGCAACCUGGUGGUUGUCAAGGCCAAGAUGUCUGGAGACGAGCAGGUGCUCGAGUCUGGCUCGGUCCUCUGUCUGCAGGACCGCACGGUUGUUGGCAAGGUGUCGGAGCAGAUUGGCCGCGUUGAGGAGCCUCGCUACUCAUUUGGCUUUAAUGACGCUGCUGAACUUGCUACUCUAGGCAUUGAGAAGGACACGCUGAUCUACUAUGUCGACGAGCACUCGACCUUUACCGAGACGGAGCCCAUUCGCCGACAAAAACACACUGAUGCAUCGAACCUGCACGACGAAGAAACCAACGAAGUCGAGUUCUCAGACGACGAGAAGGAGGCUGAAUACAAGCGCGAGCAGAAAGCCAAGAAGCGAGCCAGGUCCGAUACCAACGACGAACAGGCCCCUGUGAAUAUACCUACUGGCCCCAGGCUACACGUGGAUGCUCACCCGCCUCCCAUUUACCGGCCAAUGGAGUACCAAGGCGGCGGUCUUAAAUACAGUGACGAUGAAGACGAGGACCUGGGCAUGUACAAACCGCUUGCUCGGCCUGACCACUUUGAGCAGAUUGUUGGCCAGGGUGCACCGCUUGAAGACCGCAGCCAUGUGCGAAGAGGCAUGGGCCGCAACAGAGGAGGUCCAUGGGGCGAUCGAGGCCGUGGGUUCCGUGGCCGAGGAGGUGCUGCUGGACGCGGCGACUUUGGUGGUGGUGGUAGUGGUGGUGGUGGCGGCAGCGGCGGCGGCGGUGGCCGUGCUGACCGAGGAGGUUAUGGCGGCGGCGGACGUGGCGAUUUUGGGGGAGGCCGCAAUGACCGCGCAGGACAACGAGCUGAUCGGGCAGGCCAUGGCAACAAUCAAGGCAACAAAGGCGGCGGCGACAAGGGCGGACGCGCGGGCAAGAAUCAGCCUGACCGCGGCAGGCAGCAGGAGCAGUUUCAGCAGAACAACCAGCAGAGGAACGGCCCCUAUCAGGAGAACCGGUCAGCCGCCUCUGCGUCUCCAGCACGCCAACAAGACCGUAGUCAAUCGUAUUCUCAGCAACCCCCCUCUCAACAGUCACCAUCUGGCGGCGGCGGUGGCGGCGGCAAGAACAAGAACCGCAAGCAACGGCAGCGGGAGAAGAGGGAGCGAGAGCGCCAGCAGCAACAACAGCAGCAGCAGCAGCAGCAGCAACAGCAGUCGCAGAAACAGCAACAGCAAAACGCUUCUCCGGCGCCUUCUGGACCCUCGAAUGCCAACGCUUAUGCGAACAACAGCGGCGCAACUUGGCCGGUGCCGUUCUCAGGCCCCUCUCAACCCGCAAUGCCGUAUGCUUCUGCUCCACCGCCGCUUCCUCCACCAGGGCCGGCAGCUUAUGCACCACAGGCGUCGUAUACUCCGCAGCCGCAAGCUGCGGGUCCGGUUCCCGGUCCACCGCAGCAACAGCAGAACCAGGCAGCGAACUGGGCAGCAUGGGCACAGUGGUUCCAGGUGGUUGGGGCAAUGAGCGGGCAGCAACCGCCGCAGCCGCAGCCGCACAUGGCAGCACCGGCACCGGCACCUCCACCGGCACCGGCUCAGGCACAGUAUCCUUACGCGUACCAGGCGUAUGGACAGAACCCGGGUCCGGCGGCGAACCCGCAGCAGCAGGGCAACGUGCAGGGCGGGGCACAGUCUCUCCAAGACAUUCUGCGGGCACUGCAAGGGGGUGGAGCGCCUCAGUAGGCCCGAGGCGUGUCAAGAUUGGCGAAGCAAAAUAGUACGGCACGCCCCAAAGUAUAAGCGGGGGAGGGGUGUACAUGUAAAAGGAUGAGCAGUGUUUGUGUGCACAGUGAGGGGCAUGGCAUGUCUGAGCUGGUCUGAUGUCAGCCGACGGCAGCGACGUGCAGACGGACAGAUGGUAGUAGUUUUCUUUUUCUUUUUUUGUUUGAAUCAAGGCACAGGCGCACAUGGCAUUGUUAGGGUGCUUCGUUGGCAGAAGGCGUGAAGAGAUUAGAAGCCGCGUGGUUGGCUAGAAGGAUUAAUGAUUGCU